Messenger RNA from Hirsutella rhossiliensis, 1185 nucleotides. RefSeq lists its product as uncharacterized. The record is from RefSeq and is a predicted model, not a curated record. Lineage: Eukaryota; Fungi; Ascomycota; Sordariomycetes; Hypocreales; Ophiocordycipitaceae. Bases 1 to 1185 code for a protein of 394 amino acids. The transcript has 2 exons.
AUGGGCGUGUCAUCAAGACCCGUUGGCCACACCGAAAGGCCUGGUCGCUCGUCUCGCGCACCCCAAAAUGACACACCCUACUACACCUAUGCUGGCUCAGCAGGCAAGAAUCCCGAGCAAAACAUUCAGGUUAUCAGCCCAGGCAGCCCGACAGACGAGUUCGUUGCCUCAUUGAACGAGCAAAAUGUCAUUGUCCUGUCUGGCACGCCGAGCCCAACGGCCAGCCUAGACGACUGGGACGAGACCAAGAAAUGGUUCCAGAAACUCGACCCAGAGGCCAAUUGCUCGCUCAAGGUUAACAAAUCGACGCAGAAUUUUUUUAAAAGCUUUGAGUUUGAAUUCUUGCAGCCGUGGUCCUUGACCUUCAGCUCAGCCAGCGAUGUGCUGCUCUUCACCUUUGGUGCCCCGGCCGUGGUCGGCGGAGAGACGGGUAGCAGAAUGCAGCCGCUUGGCAUCGAUGGCGAUAGAGAGAUGCUAACAUGCGGUCUCGACUUUGUCCACACCGAGGAGAUCACGGGUACGAAACUCAAGGACCUAUUCACAUACGCUGACGUAGCCGGCAUGAGUGUAUACGUGCCAAGCGCGAUGCUUGAUCUCGCAGUGACACUAACGAAUAAGCGGAAUGCCCUGUGGUUUGUUCCUGUCUCUGACAAGCGGGUCAACAUUCGCCUGCAGUUCCAGAUGCCCAUCUUUGAUCCCCUGCAGAAUCUCCUCGCCGACUGCUUGAAAGGCUUAACGCUUAAGGCCACAGACGUCAUCUUUAGGAAGCAGACGCUCAUUAAUUGUUCCGUCAAGGCCGAUAACCAAGAAGUGUCAAUGGUUGCCGGCGUCGAGUUUUCGCCUUCGACCAUCAAUUUCACCUUCCUAUUUAUCUCUUCAAACCCCCUUACUGGCAUCCUCAAGUGGCUUAGCUCACUCAUUGGAGAUGAGACGCUAGAGGACAUUGUCAAAAGCAUCCUGAACAAGGAGAACGACACUAAAGUGCUUCCCGAUUUUACCUUGCGGGGGUUGACUAUCGAGCUUAGUGCUCUCAAGGACCCAACGACGCCAAGACUGUCGUCAUUUGCCUUUGAUAUUGAGGUUUCGGCCAACCUUGGUAUCGGGUCUAGCAAGAACCCCGUCAUCUUUCUCGUUUCGUAUAACCGGAAUAGUUUCUCAGGUGGACUCGGCACUUUGGCAGGUUAG